This is a messenger RNA of Dicentrarchus labrax (European seabass), 3112 nucleotides long. RefSeq names its product protein kinase C, delta a (gene prkcda). Gene Ontology annotation, molecular function: diacylglycerol-dependent serine/threonine kinase activity; ATP binding. NCBI's taxonomy places the organism in Eukaryota, Metazoa, Chordata, Actinopteri, Moronidae. The record is from RefSeq and is a predicted model, not a curated record. Bases 180 to 2234 code for a protein of 684 amino acids. Gene Ontology annotation, biological process: protein phosphorylation. The transcript has 18 exons.
GGUAAACGUCACAGCUUGCCGAGAAAGCAGCGAGCGCGCGCCACACUUCCUCAAUCGACGGAAUCACAGAGCGAAAAAAGCAGACGGAGAGAAAAGAGCAACUUCUCGUUCGUUGCCGCGGUGAACAAAAAGAAGCAGCGCCGAGUUUGCAGGGCGAGGUGACCUUGGUACUCAUCACCAUGGCUCCUUUCUUGAGGAUUGCCUUUAAUUCGUACGACUUGGGCGUUCUGCCUUCUCUGGUCGACCCGCCGUUCUGUGCAAUCAAGAUGAAGGAGGCCUUGACAACUGAACGAGGCAAGACCCUGGUUCAGCGGAAACCCACCAUGUACCCGGCGUGGAAGGCCAGUUUUGAUGCACACAUCUAUGAAGGUCGUGUGCUUGAGGUACUACUGAUGAAGACGGCGGAGGAGCCGCUUGCUGAGGUCACCGUUGGUGUGUCUGUCCUUGCUGAGCGCUGCAAGAAAGCCAACGGGCGUGCUGAAUUCUGGGUGGAUCUCCAUCCUUCUGGGAAAGUGAUGAUGGCAGUGCAGUAUUUUCUGGAAGGAGGGGAUACAGAGAGUAAGCAGGCUGCAAAAGAGGAAGAGGCUCCUACCUUGAACCGUAGACGAGGAGCCAUCAAGCAGGCCAAGAUCCACUUCAUAAAGAACCACGAGUUCAUCGCCACAUUCUUCAGACAGCCCACUUUCUGCUCUGUGUGCAGAGAAUUUGUCUGGGGACUCAACAAGCAAGGCUAUAAAUGCAGACAAUGCAAUGCAGCCAUCCACAAGAAAUGCAUAGACAAAAUCAUCGGCAGAUGUACCGGUACUGCUGCCAACAGUCGGGAUACUGUGUUCCAGAAGGAGCGCUUUAAAAUUGACAUGCCACACCGUUUCAAGACCAACAACUACAUGAGUCCAACCUUCUGUGACCACUGUGGAAGUCUGCUGUGGGGUCUAGUCAAACAAGGCCUCAAGUGUGAAGAUUGUGCCAUGAAUGUCCAUCAUAAGUGUCAAGAUAAAGUAGCCAACCUUUGUGGGAUCAACCAGAAACUACUAGCUGAAGCACUUACACAAGUCAGCCAGAAAUCAUCCACUCGCCGUUCAGAUCCAAACCUGCCUAAUCUGUCUGAUAUUGGAAUCUACGAUGAAGUUAACAAGCUUGCUGGCCUGGAUGUCAAUGAUGGGUCUACCUAUGGCAGACUUUGGGAGGGGUCCAGCCCACGGCCUCAGUCUCGUAUUACCCAUUUGACCCGCAUCAAUGUGGACAACUUCAUCUUCCACAAGGUCUUGGGAAAAGGCAGCUUUGGCAAGGUUCUCCUGGCAGAGCUGAAGGGUCAUGGAGAGUACUUUGCAGUGAAGGCACUGAAGAAAGAUGUUGUGCUGAUGGAUGACGACGUGGAGUGCACGAUGGUGGAGAAGAGAGUCUUGGCUUUAGCCUGGGGAAACCCUUUCCUCACACACCUUUACUCCACCUUCCAGACCAAGGAGCAUCUGUUCUUUGUAAUGGAGUAUCUGAACGGAGGAGACCUGAUGUUUCAUAUUCAGGAGAAAGGGCGCUUUGAACUCUACAGAGCCACGUUCUACUCUGCUGAAAUCAUUUGUGGUCUUCAGUUCUUACAUACCAAAGGGAUCAUCUACAGAGAUCUUAAGUUAGACAAUGUGAUGCUCGACCACGAGGGACACAUAAAGAUUGCCGACUUCGGCAUGUGCAAGGAGAACUUGUUUGGAGAGAAUCGUGCGACAACUUUCUGUGGUACUCCGGACUAUAUCGCUCCAGAGAUCCUGCUGGGACAGAAAUACUCCUUCUCUGUUGACUGGUGGUCAUUUGGGGUGCUGCUGUAUGAAAUGCUGGUUGGUCAGUCACCUUUCCAUGGAGACGAUGAGGAUGAGUUGUUUGAGUCCAUCCGCAUGGAUACUCCCCACUAUCCUCGCUGGAUCAAUAAGGAGGCGAAGGAACUCCUGGAGCGGUUGUUCGAGAGAGACCCCACUCGCAGGCUAGGAAUCGUGGGUAAUAUCCGUUUACAGCCCUUCUUCAAGGCCAUUAACUGGCAGGCUUUGGAAAAUAGAGAGAUUGAACCCCCCUUCAAACCCAAAGUGAAAGCACCAAAUGAUUGCAGCAACUUCGAUCGUGAGUUCCUCAGUGAGAAGCCUCGUCUCUCCUACAGCGAUAAGAACUUCAUAGAUUCCAUGGAUCAGUCGGCAUUCUCCGGCUUUUCAUUCAUCAACCCUAAGAUGGAGCACCUUUUAGAAAAGUGACCGUUCUAAUAAUAGUCAGACCUGGGUUACAUUCCUACUGUUUCCGGACAGUUCUCUUAUUCUGUUUUAUUGUUAAACUUGCAAAUGAGUUAGCUGCUCCACAAUCAGUAUUUUUGUGACCUUUUAAGCACAAACUAUUCUCCUUGGGUACGUGUAGAAAUGAGUACGAGUAGAAGCGGGCCCUUAUACUGUAUAUAUUGAUGUUAUUGUGUUUGUGUGCAUGCUUAUUAUUUGUUUAGGUUGUGAAGGCCUAUAUGAGUAAUAAUAUUAGGGCGGGAGGUUGAAACUCCUUUUACAAUCCACUUGACGUCACUGCGACCAUCCGCAGCCAUCUUGUGUCCCUUUUCAUAAAAUUCAGUUCAACCCAACUGAGGAUGAAACAUUAUGUGGAUGGAAGGAAACCUGUAGGAAUAAAUUAUGCUGUAUACUUCAAAUGUAGAUGUGUGGAUGAGGCGACUGCAUGUACAGAGACCAGACCAACAAAAACCUAUCCAUCUUUAAAUUUAGAUUAAUAAUGAAUAUUAUUUGUCUUUGAAACAUCUGAAUUCUUGCCUUUGACUGGAUAAAACAUGUCUUGGUGACAAAGGAGAACUUUGUGUGAUUGACUCAACAGUGCCAUGUAAAGAACAAAUGUAAACAGAGAAACAGCUAGUCUCAGCUGUACUGAAAGGUCCUGUCUGUUGAUAGGGGCAGACUGCACGCAGUUGGGGGUGCAGGAAGUUCAAUAAAGGUACGUGACUUCAAACAAUGAGUGGGAAGUCACUGAAAUGCUGUAUAUAGACAAUGUAUGUAUAUUGUAACAUGUAUAUUGGUUCACUAAGGAUGUACUUUUUUUACUGUCUCCAUCUUUUACAUCUGAUUAAAACAUCAACUCCCAA